AUGUCGUUAUCAGCCUUACACGAGGAAUCAAUUCGUAAAGGUCUUCUGAGAAUCAAUGGUUUGGGGUUGCCUCACUGGUCAUUGACGGUUUUGGAUACGGUUCCACCUUCUCAUGUUUUGGAAGUUCAUUACAAGUUGAAAAAUUUUAAAAAAACUUGGGAGUUUUUGAAUUUGAUUGCUAAGCAAGCAGAUUUGAAGAAACAUCAUCCAAAGAUUACAACCGUAUACAAUAAAAUUGAUAUUGAAUUAACGACUCAUGACGUGGGAAAUAACAUAACGGAAGCAGAUAUUGGGCUUGCUCAAGCUAUACAUCAAGAGUUUCAAAAACUAGAGAAUCCUGAAAGCGGAAGCAAAUGA
Lodderomyces parapsilosis is the source of this 357-nucleotide messenger RNA. RefSeq names its product 4a-hydroxytetrahydrobiopterin dehydratase (gene PHHB). Bases 1 to 357 code for a protein of 118 amino acids. The transcript has a single exon. The record is from RefSeq and is a predicted model, not a curated record. Gene Ontology annotation, biological process: tetrahydrobiopterin biosynthetic process. Gene Ontology annotation, molecular function: 4-alpha-hydroxytetrahydrobiopterin dehydratase activity. Lineage: Eukaryota; Fungi; Ascomycota; Pichiomycetes; Serinales; Debaryomycetaceae.